AUGGUGCUUGAACCGAUUUCGACGAUAACGUGGGUGGACUCGAUUGACGAAACUCUGUUGCGAGACCGUGUGCAGAAAAUGGUGUCGCUCAAUCCAUGGUUGACGGGUCGUUUUGUCCAAGACGCAAAGGACGGUGUCAUCCAGUUGGGAUACAACAAUGAUACUACUGCGCCAGAGGACACUAGUAGUUGUGCCGAGUUGAUUCACUCGGUCGAGGACCCCGCGCUGGGUGCGUACGGAUACCAGGAAACCAAAUCCUACACCAAGUUAAUGACUCUGGUGGAACCGUACUUGCUCAAGCCGGGACUAGACUUGAAACAGCAGCAGUUCUGGAAAUUGGUCAUUGUGAAACCCAACCUGUUGAUUGUGUCCAUGACACAUGCCUUGGGCGAUGGAGCCAGUUACUACACCCUCUUCCAAAUGCUCAUUACGGGAAACAUCGAGGCAGUACCCAUCGAACGCAUCUUUGGCGCUUUGCAAGAAGAAAAAGUCAAGCUGUUGGGAGGCGAACAAGAAGCCAAUCUCAUUUCCAACUGGGGAUACCUCGUCUGUUUUAUGCGUGGAUUGAUUACCAGCAAUCUCAUUGCCCCAUGGUGGCCGCGGGCCGAACGAGCCACGGCUCGUUUCUUUUUGGUCGACCCCAAGGUCAUUCAAACCAUCAAGCAAGAUGCAAAGAAAGAUGAUGUUCCCUUUGUGUCCACCAAUGACAUUCUCGCGAGUUGGUUCUUCAAAGAAACGAAUUUGGGGUAUGCCACGUUGGUCGUCAACUUACGGGAACGUCUCCCACAGCUCCCCGAACGGAAUCGCAUGGGCAACUAUCAAGAUGUGAUCUUUUAUCGUGUUCCCAAGGAUGUGGCGACACCGGCGUUGGUGCGAAAAUCUGUGCAAGGAAUGAAACGCACCGUCACCCACGAGCAGCCCAUUGUGGCCCCGUGUCCGGGGCAAAUCGGAGCCAUUGUCAUGGGAACUCCAUCCAAGCUCCAGGGUGUGUCGGUGGCAGCUCCCUUUGAGGUUCAAGAAGACGAACCGUUCAUGAUGGUUUAA
Messenger RNA from Seminavis robusta, 1044 nucleotides. The record is from the annotation of a GenBank genome assembly. Lineage: Eukaryota; Bacillariophyta; Bacillariophyceae; Naviculales; Naviculaceae.